UCCUAAGUCCUAAUGCAUCAAAGCCUCGACAGUGUGACAUCAGUGGUUCAGACGUUCAGUCCGUUAAAUUUUGAUUUUGAUUAUAAAAAAAAGAACAAGGAGGAGAAGAGCGAAGUUGAGGCGCGGGCGACGGGGUUGUGUCGUGCACGAGUCGUAUUAAGCAAAGCAACCACGUGGCCGUUACAUCUCCCUCUACGAACCACUACCAAAUCCGCAAACCCAUCCCAUUUUCCCGUUUCUUUUUCACUCUCCUCAUUUCGCGUAUCCCCAUUAGAAUAUUCUCCGCUUCUGACUAUUUUCGCAGUUCUAGGGUUUCACAUUCUUCACGUUUCGGAUCCCAACCCGCGAUUCUCAUUCCAUCUCCUUUUUUCAGAUAAGCCGCGAUUCUAGUUGCACUUGUGUUUCAGAUAAUUCUUCUUUCCUCGCCCUUUCAAAAUCUAAUCAGAUUAGGUAUCCUCAAUUCUUUUUGGAGUCACGAUGCCGCCAUUUUUUUCGAAGGCGCUUUGCUCCUUGGCAUCGCGCAAAAGUGGUGUGAGUCAAUUGAUUAGGUCGAGCAAGAGUAGUGGAAAAAUCGGUGGGUGCAGAUGCACCACUACCAUUACCGGCCAUCACAUUCAACCUUCCCUCUCUCGCACUGGCUUUUCUCGUCUCAUCAGAGGAUUUUGCAAUAAUAACAAUAAUUAUAAAUAUAAUGCUGUUCAAUCGAGACGGUUUCUUGGAAUCGGAGAUGGUGAAGAAGACGCGCUGUCCAAAACUUACGAGGAGAGGCGCGUUUUGGGGUACUCUCCAGAGCAGUUAUUUGAUGUUGUUGCUGCUGUUGACUUCUAUCAUGGUUUUGUCCCAUGGUGUCAAAGGUCGGACAUACUUAGACACUAUCCAGAUGGAUCAUUUGAUGCUGAGUUGGAGAUUGGAUUUAAAUUCCUUGUUGAAAGUUAUGUUUCUCAUGUUGAGUUGGACAGACCAAGGCGUAUAAAGACAACUGUGUCACAAAGCUCCCUGUUUGACCAUUUGAUAAACUUGUGGGAAUUUAAACCUGGCCCUGUUCCAGGAAGUUGCAAUCUUUAUUUCUUGGUGGAUUUUAAGUUUCAGUCUCCGCUUUACAGACAGAUUGCAUCGAUGUUCUCUAAGGAGGUAGCCGCUAAGAUGGUUGGUUCAUUCACUGAGCGUUGCCGUAUAAUAUACGGACCGGAAGUGAAGGUCCUUGAAAACUCGUAUGGAAAAAGGGCCUAAAGUAGUUUUCUGCACCAGUUUCUUGUCUUGAACAUAGUUGAGGUCAAUUUACAGUCUGCAUCAAUUGGGCGUGCUUUUAUUGUUUUCCGCUCAAUGCUAAAUUAUUGGUCAUUUAUCUUUCUAAUCCCUAGAGUUAUUUUUUGUAAUAUAUGUAGAUGAAUUCUACAAAAUACUGCGUACAAUCUUGAAAGCGACAUGAAGUUUAGAUGAUUAUUUUUUUAAUUGA
Molecule: messenger RNA, 1456 nt
Organism: Cajanus cajan (pigeon pea)
Lineage: Eukaryota; Viridiplantae; Streptophyta; Magnoliopsida; Fabales; Fabaceae
Product: Polyketide cyclase / dehydrase and lipid transport protein
Biological process (GO): cellular respiration
Cellular component (GO): mitochondrion
Molecular function (GO): ubiquinone binding
Source: RefSeq, a predicted model, not a curated record